This is a messenger RNA of Abrus precatorius (Indian licorice), 996 nucleotides long. RefSeq names its product probable serine/threonine-protein kinase PIX13. The record is from RefSeq and is a predicted model, not a curated record. Gene Ontology annotation, biological process: protein phosphorylation. The coding region runs from base 1 to 996 and encodes 331 amino acids. Gene Ontology annotation, molecular function: protein kinase activity; ATP binding. The transcript has 5 exons. NCBI's taxonomy places the organism in Eukaryota, Viridiplantae, Streptophyta, Magnoliopsida, Fabales, Fabaceae.
AUGAAGGAGUUCAGUUUUGUGGAGCUGAAAGCUGCCACCAGAAGUUUCAAGUCGGAUUUAUUGCUUGGUGAGGGUGGUUUUGGCAAAGUUUACAAAGGUUGGUUGGAUCACAACACACUCGCACCUGCAAAACCUGGCUCUGGAUUCGUCGUUGCUGUCAAAAAAUUGAAGCCUGAAAGUGUUCAGGGAUUGCAAGAGUGGCAGUCGGAAAUAAACUUUUUAGGAAGGGUUUCUCACCCAAACCUAGUGAAGUUAUUGGGUUACUGUUGCGAUGAGGGAUUUCUCCUUGUGUACGAGUUCAUGCCAAGGGGAAGCUUGGAGAACCAUCUUUUUGGGAGAAAUGCUAGCAGGGAACCACUCUCUUGGGACACCCGAAUCAAAAUAGCUAUUGGUGCUGCUCGGGGCUUGGCUUUCUUGCACACCUCAGAAAAGCAAGUCAUAUACAGAGAUUUCAAAGCCUCCAAUAUACUACUUGAUGGGGAUUACAAUGCCAAAAUUUCUGAUUUUGGCUUGGCUAAAUCAGGGCCUUCCGGGGAAGAUUCACACGUAACUACAAGGAUCAUGGGCACAUUUGGCUAUGCUGCUCCAGAAUACAUGGCAACAGGCCACUUGUAUGUGAAGAGUGAUGUUUAUGGUUUUGGUGUAGUUCUGCUUGAAAUGCUGACAGGGUUGAGAGCACUUGACACGAAGCGCCCCAAUGGGCAGCAGAACCUGGUUGAAUGGAUUAAGCCUUCUCUCUCUGAUAAAAGAAAUUUGAAAACCAUUAUGGAUAGUAAAAUAAAGGGUCAGUAUUCAUCCAAGGAAGCAUUGAAAGUAGCACAACUCACUCUAAAAUGCCUUCAAAAUGACCCUAAAAAUCGGCCCUCUAUGGAAGAUGUUUUGGACACUUUGGAAGGCAUUCAAGGUAUUAUCAAGCAUAGAAUGAAAGCAUCCAAGAAACAACGUACUAAGUUAGCAGCUAUGAACAAUUUCCAACAGCCAAGGAAUGAAAUGUAA